Molecule: messenger RNA, 774 nt
Organism: Gossypium raimondii (Peruvian cotton)
Lineage: Eukaryota; Viridiplantae; Streptophyta; Magnoliopsida; Malvales; Malvaceae
Exons: 2
Coding region: 120-494 (124 amino acids)
Source: RefSeq, a predicted model, not a curated record
UUUAAAAUAUAUCAUUCUUCCCUUCAUUUGAAAAAAAAAGGCUGAACCCCCUCUCUCUCUAUCUCACCCCAUUUCUCUCUAUCUCACCCCCUUUCUCUUCUCCGGCCUAGCUCCCACCGAUGGCUGCUGUGCCGGUCGACAAUAGCCGGCGUCGGCGUCGCCGCGCACGGUGGCUGGCGAAGGUACAAAAGUUCCCUUUUAUAGAUCUCAACCCCCUGAAUUCAAGUCCAGCUUCAAAACAACCAAAAAACAAAGGAAAAAGGCCGUCCACGUUCUCAACGUCCGAUUUUGGCACCGGAGAAGAAGCCUCCGACGACAAAUACGCGGAUCGACUCCAGGCGGUCAGAGCAGGUGGGCAAAGGUGCGGCGUUGGUCAGAGACGACGGUGGCAGGGCAAGGGUCAGAAGACCCUAGGUGCGGUGCACCUAGGGCUAGGGUUUCCAGACCUUUUUUGCUUUGGGCCAUUUGGGUUGUGUUGGAUUUGGUUGGGUUAGGGGUAUUGGGCUAGGUCAUUGGGUUGAAUUGGGUUUGGGUAUUUUAGGUAUUGGGCUUGUGGGUUGUUGGGUUUAAUUAGUGGGCUGUUAAAAUUUUCUGAUUUGGGCCAUCUAAUUCGGGUUUGUAAUUGGGCUCUGUAAUUAAGUUUGGGUAUUGGGCCGGGCAAAAUUUGGGCUGUACAUUACCCAUGGCCCUUUCUAUUUUUUUAACGUUUCCUUUCUAUUUUAAUGUCUAAAGUUGAAAAGCCCAAUCAAUUUAUCUUUAGAUUAGGUUGGAUAA